This is a messenger RNA of Suhomyces tanzawaensis NRRL Y-17324, 1608 nucleotides long. Its product is annotated as putative plasma membrane transporter of the major facilitator superfamily. Gene Ontology annotation, biological process: transmembrane transport. NCBI's taxonomy places the organism in Eukaryota, Fungi, Ascomycota, Pichiomycetes, Serinales, Debaryomycetaceae. The transcript has a single exon. Gene Ontology annotation, molecular function: transmembrane transporter activity. The record is from RefSeq and is a predicted model, not a curated record. Bases 1 to 1608 code for a protein of 535 amino acids.
AUGGACACCAACCACCCCAGUGCUGGGUCCGCCAGCGCCCUCCAGCCGAAAACCCCUGCGCUCUCACCCCCGCUGGACCCUCCUCCCUACACCAUCUUCCAAAAGGGCGAGAAGGCCAUCCUCAUGCUAAUCCUCUCGCUCAUCGGGUUCUGCAGCGCCAUCUCCAGUCCCAUCUACUUCCCAGCGCUUCCCACGCUCACCAGCUACUUCAAAGUGUCGGAGGCUGUGAUCAAUCUUUCUGUUGUGGCGUACCUCGUCUUUCAAGGUAUUGCUCCCACCUUUGUGGGCAGCGUGGCUGAUGUCAUAGGAAUGAGACCUGUGUUGGUGCUAUCGGCAGUGGUGUUCACUGCCUCGUGCUUUGCGUUAUCGCAGACCAACGUGUACUGGCUUUUUGCAGUGUUGCGAUGUAUUCAGGCAGCAGGAAUUGCUCCCGUGGUGGCGGUGGCUGCAAGCGUCUCGGGCGAUGUGUGCACGCCACGAGAUCGUGGUGGGUUUGUGGGAACCGUUUCUGGGAUGCAGCUCGUGGGCAACGGAUUCGGAGGAAUAAUCGGUGCUGCGCUCAUUCUGGGCUUCAACACUUGGAGAGCCAUCUUCGUGUUUUUGGGGAUUUUGGGCGGUUUUGCUAUGGUGCUCUCGGCCCUCCUCUUGCCAGAAACGUCCCGACUGAUCGUGGGGAACGGCUCGAUCGUGCCCAAGAGCAUUUUGAACCGGCUGUUGUUCUCGGUGCUCCCCCACUUCAGGAAACAACUCACCAAUGACUACUCCACUUUGCGAAAACGCAACAAAUUGGACCUCUUAUCAUCCUACAAGAUCCUCGUGGUUCCCGAGGUGUUUGCGUCCUUGGUACCGUCUGGAAUCCAUUACGCAGGCUGGACCAUUGCAUUGACUUCGCUCUCAACCGAGUUAGAGAACAGGUACAAGUACAGUGUGAUGCAUGUGGGUUUAAUCUACUUGCCCCAGGGUAUAGCCACCUUAGUUUCGUCGGUGGUGACGGGAAAGGCCCUUAAUUACUAUUAUCGCUACCGUCGAGCCCAGUACGACGAAAAGUACAAGGAUACUGCUCCCGAAAACAGACCAAGCUUCAACAUAUCCAGAACCAGGAUUGACAUUUGCAUAGUGCCAGCUACGAGCAUGGUGAUAGGGUUGUUAAUGUUUGGCUGGUGCUUGCAGUACCGCAAGGCUGCCAUUUCAAUCAUUAUCGCAUCGACGUUGAUUUCUUUCUCCACGGUGUCGCUCAUUUCGUGUGCCACUACCUUGUUGGUGGACUUGUUUCCCGGAAAGAGCAGCUCGUCCAUCAGCUGUUUGAACUUGGUGCGUUGCAUGUUGGCAGCGUUGUUCACGGGUAUUUUGGACCAUCUCAUCCAGUCCAUGGGGCUUGGAGGGUGCUACACCUUUAUGGCAGGCCUCUGUCUUCUCAGUGACUUGAUGCUAGUGUGCAUAAUCCUCGUGCGAGCCAAAAAGGUGAUGAGUGCUGACACAGUCUCCGAGAAGCAAGCUCUGGAAGAGUCCGAGGAGGUAACGGAAAAGCAGCCAACAUCAAAAGCAGAAGAGUCGGCAAUCGAUACUGGCAACGUACUAUUGGAGAAUCGCCAGCCGAAACUGAGCUAA